AUGGUCCGCGUCAUCAUCAAGGGCGGCGUGUGGAAGAAUACAGAGGAUGAGAUCCUCAAGGCCGCCAUCUCCAAGUAUGGCGUCAACCAGUGGGCGCGCAUCUCGUCGCUGCUCGUGCGCAAGACGCCCAAGCAGUGCAAGGCGCGCUGGUACGAAUGGCUCGACCCAUCCAUCAAAAAGACAGAAUGGUCCAGAGAAGAAGACGAAAAGCUUUUGCACCUCGCAAAGCUCAUGCCUACACAAUGGCGCACCAUCGCACCCCUCGUCGGACGCACCGCCAACCAGUGCCUCGAGCGAUACCAGAAACUUCUCGAUGAAGCCGAGGCGCACGACAAUCAGCCCGGCACCAGCUCCCUCGCACUCACAGGCACUGGCGAGGCCGUUCCGACCGCAGACGAUGUGCGUCGACUGCGUCCCGGUGAGAUCGAUCCGGAUCCAGAAACCAAGCCCGCACGACCCGAUCCCAUCGACAUGGACGAGGACGAAAAGGAGAUGCUCUCCGAAGCGCGUGCCCGUCUCGCCAACACGCAGGGCAAAAAGGCAAAGCGCAAGGCUCGUGAGCGCGCUCUCGAAGAGGCUCGCCGUCUCGCCAUGCUUCAGAAGCGCAGAGAGCUCAAGGCUGCCGGCAUCACGAUGAAGCAGAAGCCCAAAAAGGGCGCCAUCGACUACAACGCAGACAUCCCCUUCGAGAAGAAGCCGCUGCCCGGAUUCUACGACACGAGCGCAGAGGCCUCCAAAUCCUACUCGGCGCCCGUCGGCAAGACGCUGCAGGAGCUCAACAGCAGAAACGGGCCCGACGACGGCUCAAAGAACAAACGUCAGAGGGAAGCCGACGAAAAGAGCAAGCAGAACAAACAGGCUGCCUCGGUGCGCAACGAAGACCAGAUCCGCAAGCUCAAGGAGGCCGAACAGAUCACAAAGCGGCGCAAACUCAACCUCCCCGCCGCCCAAGUGGGUCAGGACGAGCUGGAGGCCAUCGUCAAGAUCGGCCAGGCGGGUGAACGUGCGCGCUCGCUCGUCGAGGAGGGUUCGAGCGAUGCGACCGACGGGCUGCUUGAAAAGUACUCGGCGCUCGACUCGGCGCAAACCGCGCGCACACCGCAGGUCGCAGCGAACGAGGAUGCACUCAUGAGAGAGGCGAGGAAUUUGCGCCUCAUGUCCGCAGCUCAGACGCCGCUGCUGGGCGAUGCCAACGCCGACCUAGAUGGAUCCCAGGCGGCCAGCGAUUCAAGCACGCGCCUUUCAGUCCCGCAGACCCCCAACCCGCUCCUCACCAACACGCUCCGAAACGAGCGCAGCGCGUCUGCUGAUAGAGCCGGUGGAAGCACACCUCUGAGGACUCCGCUGCGCGACAACCUCGGGCUCAACCUCGAGGACCGCAGUCGGGCCGGAUCCGAGACGCCGCGCGACCUCAAACGUGCGCGUAACUUCGCUCAGUCGAGCCUCCGCCACGCACUCUCGUCGCUGCCCGCGCCCAAGAAUGAUUUCGACAUUGUUGUCGAUGACGACGACGACGAGCCCGAGGCGAGCACGAGUGGGCACCAGGAAGGCGAUGCGUCGACGCGCCAAGAAGAUGCAGCGGAACGCGAUGCCAGGAUGGCGCGAGAGGCCGCCGAGGAGGAGGCCAGGGCAGAAGCAAGACGCAGUCAAGUGGUGCGCCGAAAUCUGCCUCGACCGGCCGAGGUGGAUCUGGCGCGGACGAUCGCACAGGUCGAGGCGAAAUACUCGGAACGAGUCGAGCUCAUGGUGGCGCGCGAAACGGCAUUUCUCUUGCAUCACGAUGUUCAUGUACAUCCCAUCGCAGGCGGUCAGCAUCCUGAGCCCGAGUCGGUGGAGCUGCAGGCGGUUUCGGACGACUCUCUCUCCGCCGCGCGCGAACUGAUGCGUGCCGAACUGGCGGGCCAGCUCGGAUUCGCCGGCGCCAACGACGAGGUGCUGCGGAGGCUGAUUGCUGCAUCGCUCGAUGAUGAUGACGAGACCACGGCGACGCUCGAGGCAGCGCUCAAGCGCGGAUGGGCAGCUUCACGAACCGACAAGGCGAGGCUGGAGCAGGAUCUGUCGCACGCGCGGAGCAGCAUGGCAGCUGCAGCUCAGCAGGCGUCCAAGGGCGAAAAGAUGCUGGGCAAAGUGUUGGGAGGAUACAAGACGAGGAGCGAGGCUCUGAGCGCAACGUCGAGGGAGACGUUCAAGGCGUUGGAGGAGGCGGCCAUCUCGCAGCACACGUUUGCACGGCUGCGCAGAGACGAGGAGGGCGGACGUGCGGAGCGACUCGACUCGCUGCGCAGGGAAGUGGAGCGUUUGGACAGUCGACAGGGCGUGGCGCAGGGUGUGUUCAGAGCGCUGCAAGAAGAGAGGGAUGCAUUGCAAGACGAGUGCGAGACGCUCGAGAUGCAACUCAACAUGCGCCAUGCCGAGGCGCUCAACGAAGCCGCGCUGCGGGAGUAA
Molecule: messenger RNA, 2445 nt
Organism: Moesziomyces antarcticus
Lineage: Eukaryota; Fungi; Basidiomycota; Ustilaginomycetes; Ustilaginales; Ustilaginaceae
Product: CDC5 protein
Exons: 1
Coding region: 1-2445 (814 amino acids)
Biological process (GO): mRNA splicing, via spliceosome
Cellular component (GO): spliceosomal complex; Prp19 complex
Source: RefSeq, a predicted model, not a curated record